Messenger RNA from Phialemonium atrogriseum, 2859 nucleotides. Its product is annotated as sugar transporter. The coding region runs from base 1 to 2859 and encodes 952 amino acids. Gene Ontology annotation, molecular function: carbohydrate:proton symporter activity. The record is from RefSeq and is a predicted model, not a curated record. The transcript has 7 exons. Lineage: Eukaryota; Fungi; Ascomycota; Sordariomycetes; Cephalothecales; Cephalothecaceae. Gene Ontology annotation, cellular component: membrane. Gene Ontology annotation, biological process: transmembrane transport; carbohydrate transport.
AUGGCUCUCAAAGUAAAGGCAAAUCGUUAUAACUUCCUGAUUGCGUCCUUUGUAACGCUGGGCUCCUUCACGUACGGCUACAAUUCUUCCGUCACUGCCGGCGUCGUUGGUCUCCCAUCAUUCUUCAAGUACUUCGGUAUUGAUACCACGACGAGCACUGGAAACUCUAUCUUUGGCGCCAUCAAUGGCAUCUUUCUCGCGGGUGGUGCCUGCGGCUGUUGGACUUUGGCUUGGCUGGCCGACUCCAUCGGUCGUCGUCGUACCCUGCAGGUCGUCUCCGCCAUAUGUGUCGUAUCAGCAGCCAUCCAAUGUGGUUCCGUCCACGUGGCCAUGUUCCUCGUCGGCAGACUGCUCAACGGGUUCGGCGUAGGCUUGAUGACUUGUCUGGUCCCUCUGUAUCAGUCGGAAACCUCGCCGCCCGCGCAGAGAGGGCGUCUAGUCGGCCUUCACGGUUUCAUCCUUGUGGCGGGAUACAGCUGCGGCGGUUGGACAUCAUACGGGGCUUAUUUCGCAACCAAUCUCUCACUCCAGUGGCGUCUGCCUCUUGCGAUCCAGAUAAUCGCUCCGCUGUUGCUUCUCUGCGGGAGUUUCUGGCUUCCGGAGUCCCCUCGUUGGCUGAUUGGCCAUAAUCAGGAUGCCAAGGGCAUGGAAGUCCUCGAGCACUUGCACCGAACCCCGGAAGAUCCCGAUGCGACCGGGGCGCACGAUGAGUACCGACAAAUCCAGGCUCAGGUAGAGCUCGAAAAGGAGCAGAAGCUGGACACUCUCGUUAAAUGCCUCAUGCAUCCUGGCACGCGGAAGCGCAUGAUUUAUGGCUUCCUCUUGCAGUGGCUGCUUCAGAGCACUGGGGUUCUGGUCGUCUUCAACUAUCAAGUAAUUAAUUGCUCACACUCCACAGGACGACAUGCAAAGGUUGGGUGCAUCAUUAAUCUCAGCAUCUACACCGCCCUGGUUGCCGAGUUUGCAGACUCUACCAACCGAGUCGGAAAUGGCUUUGCCAUCUUGUGUCUCUUCCUCUUUGCCGUCUUUUAUGGCGGAUGUCUCGACGCCUCCAGCUACGUGUACUGCUCCGAGAUUUUCUCUAAUGCGGUCCGCGCGCAUGGGAUGGGAUUCUCGAUCAGUGGCCUGUUCCUAUCCAAUAUCCUUUACACCCAGACCGCACCAACAGCAUUCAGCGCGGUUGGAUGGAAAUAUUUCUUGGUGUUCAUCAUAGUGCCUGCCGCGGGACUUUACCCAUUUCUCAGGUUCUAUCCCGAGACGAACCAGCUCUCCCUGGAAGAGCUUUAUCACAACGUCCUCUCACCAAUGGGCUCACGAAACAUCUAUCUCGCAGCCGCCGUUGUGUGCAGCACGGCAUGCAUGUUCGGAUAUGGCACUGGCUACAUCGGAGGAAUUCUCGUCUUGCCGUCCUUCAACCGCCACUUCGGUCUGGACCACUUGUCCCAGCACGACCGGGCAGCUGCACAGUCCCUCAUAGUCUCCAUCUGGCUGCUGGGUGCCUUCAUCGGUGUGCUCUGCGCCCUGCCGGUGUGUUCGCGACUAGGGCGUCGGAGAUGUCUCCUUUUCUGCGCCCUCACAAAUGUCAUCGGCGCCGUUAUUCAGUUGGUGCCGAGCGGACACACGGUUGCCCUCUUCGAUUUCGGCAGAUUGCUCAGCGGCAUCGGCGUCGGGGCCGGUACACUCGUCGCGCCGCUCUACAUCUCCGAGAUCUCCCUCCCCACCAACCGGGGCAUGUUACUCGCGUCCUGGCAGGUCUCGAUGCAGAUAUCGGCCCUGGUUGGGUUCUGGGGCGCCUACAUCUCGCAUCGUACCCUGCCAGAUACCACGGAUUGGCAGUGGGCGGUGCCUGUCAUUCUUCAGCUAUUCCCAGGCGCGAUAUUGCUUUUUGGGGGUGUGAUCCUUCUUCCCGAAAGCCCUGCGUGGCUGGCCGAGCGGCAUGAUGUUGACGCCUUACUCAAUACUCAUGCGUGGUUGCAUCAAGAAGAUCUCUCCUCCCCCGAGGUCAGGUCAGAAGUUGAAGAAUACCACCAGGCAGUGACGGAGAGAAAGAGAAUGGCUUCUCUGCGGGCCCAGAAAAGCUUCUUUAAGGAGAUUGCCAGCCAACCCAUUCGCAAGCGGCUGAUCUGUGGGGUUGGGCUGAUGAGUUUGAUGACGCUGAGUGGUACAAACGCACUCAACUUCUUUGCGCCCGUCAUCUUCAUGAGUGCCGGCUUCACCUCGACAUCCGCCUCCCUCUUCCUCACGGGCCUGUUCGGAUUGGUCAAGCUGGCAUCUGCGCUGGGUUUCAUGUUUUACUUCGUCCGCGUCAAGGGUCAUCGAUUCUGGAUCAUUGUGGCCACGGCCGUCUGCUCCGUCUCCCUGUUUAUCCUGGCGUUCUGCGUCCAAACCUUCGAGGCCGGGCAGACGCUACCGCUUGAAUCGCCGGACAAGCUCAACAUUUUUGGUCUCCUCGCCUGCUUAAUGGUAUUCACGUUUGCGUUUUUCUUCGGUAUUGGUCACGGCCCGAUUGCUUGGAACUUUUGCGCCGAAGUCUUCCCAGCGCAUCUCAGCACGAAGUGCUGCACCAUCACGACUUGCGCACAGUGGCUUUUCCAGGUCGUGAAUGCCGUCGCCACGCCGCUACUUCUCGCAAGUGCCGGCUGGUACACUUGGAUUAUAUUCGGCUGCAUCAAUGCUAUCACUUUGGUCUGGUGCGUCCUCUACAUUCCGGAGACACGGGGUGUCCCACUGGGUGAGGCAAUGGAUGCAGCGUUUGGAGAUACUUUAGAAGCAAAGAGCAACGACGUGGAAUACAUUGAGGAUGUAGAGGUUCCCAACGAGGAGACGUUAUUGCUUGGGAACCCAGGAGGAUUGAGCUGA